Molecule: messenger RNA, 1092 nt
Organism: Talaromyces amestolkiae
Lineage: Eukaryota; Fungi; Ascomycota; Eurotiomycetes; Eurotiales; Trichocomaceae
Exons: 3
Coding region: 1-1092 (363 amino acids)
Biological process (GO): RNA (guanine-N7)-methylation; tRNA methylation
Cellular component (GO): tRNA methyltransferase complex
Molecular function (GO): tRNA (guanine(46)-N7)-methyltransferase activity
Source: RefSeq, a predicted model, not a curated record
AUGCCUAGUAAACCCGUCCGUCGCAGGGACUACCUCAAUACGCAAAAGACAUUACGGGCAGAGGGCAGCACAAUCGACCUGCCCAAGAAACGCUUCUAUCGUCAGCGAGCACACGCCAAUCCCUUUUCGGAUUAUGCUUUGGAAUAUCCCUUGUCCCCGGCCCAUAUGGACUGGGCGUCGCAUUAUCCCGCCUUCAUAGACCCGGAUGCGUCGAAGCUUACUUUGUCUGGUACACGAAAGCUUCUCAAGGAUGUAGAGGUUGCUGAUAUCGGAUGUGGGUUUGGUGGACUGUUGAUCGGAUUGGCGCCAGUGCUACCAGAGACGUUGAUGGUUGGUCUGGAAAUCCGAGGCCAAGUAACAGAAUACGUCAAAGUCCGUGUCGCAGCUCUGCGCAACCAACAACUCAAACUCCGCACCGCCUCAUCAUCAACCUCAACGCCUCUCCCCACAGCAGAAGAGCCAGAAAUCACAAGCAACGAGAACCAUGAAGAUCUCCCAGAAGACGCCCCCGCCCUCCCCGACAGCAACCAACAAGCUCAGACUUUGAUCCCAGGCGGUUACCAAAACAUCUCCGCCAUUCGCGCCAACACCAUGAAAUUCCUCCCCCGAUUUUUCGCGCACCACCAACUCUCAAAGAUCUUUAUUUGUUUCCCCGAUCCACAUUUCAAAGCCCGCAAACAUAGACAACGCAUCAUCUCGUCGAGUUUGAAUGCGGAAUAUGCGUUUGUGCUGAAACCUGGUGGACUCUUGUAUACGAUUACAGAUGUGGAGGAGUAUCAUUAUUGGGUUUUGAGGCAUUUCGGGGUUUUGGACCAUGCCAAUCCCGCCACCUCUGAAAAUGGCGCUGAGACUACAGCUCAGGAGAAAGGUAGUGCAGAGGAAGAUGAUGAAGAUGAGGAUGAUGAGAAUUCGGGUGUAGCACGUGUCAGGGAGUUGUUUGAGCGUGUAUCAGAUGAGGAGUUGGCGGCUGAUGAGUGUGUAAAAGUCAUGCGUGAAGAGACGGAGGAAGGGAAAAAAGUUGCCAGGAAUAAGGGGCCUAAGUUUGUGGCUGUUUUCAGACGGUUGCCGGAUCCUGACUGGUCUAUGUCAUAA